AACUUUUGUCUAUAAAUUAAAUUAGACAUGGCCAUUUUGCAAUCCUCAUCUCAUGCUAUCAUCAUACAAUUUUCUUGUUCAUCCAUUAUUAAUUACCACAAUUAAUUAAAUAUGGAGUCAAUUAUCCUGUUAAUUACUCUCCUCUUAAUCCUUCUUUCAUCACUCUACUUGAUAUUAUACACCAAAAAACAACCUAAUGUUGGGUUCAAAACAUACCCUUUCAUAGGCACCCUACCACAGUUCGUAGCUAACCGCUACCGCUUCCUCGACUGGACCACCGAGGUUCUCGCUUCUACCCCAACCCACACUUCCACCUUCUUCCGCCCAGGCAAACGCCAUGGUGAUGUCAUCACCGCUUACCCUCCCAACGUUGAACACAUCCUCAAAACCCGUUUCGAAAACUACCCGAAAGGUGAUCACUCCAUCUCUCUCCUGCAUGACUUCCUCGGCACCGGAAUCUUCAACGCCGACAACCAUCUUUGGCGUCUCCAACGUAAGACUGCCAGUUUUGAGUUUAAUAAGCGUUCCCUUAAGAACUUUGUCUUAGAUGAUGUAAGGUUUGAGAUCAUAACCCGGCUCGUCCCUUUUCUAAAACAAGCAUCCGGGUCAGACCGGGUUUUUGAUUUGCAAGAUAUUCUUGAGCGGUUCGCUUUUGAUAAUGUUUGUAAGUUGGCGUUUGAUUAUGACCCGGGUUGCUUGGCGGGUCAUGGGUCGGGUGAGUCCGAGUUCAUGAGGGCUUUUGAGGAAGCCGCCACGCUUAGUGCGGGGCGUUUCUUGUACGCGCUCCCUUUUCUAUGGAAAAUCAAGAAAAUGUUUAAUGUAGGGUCGGAGAAGAGGCUAAGGGAGUCAAUCAAGACCGUCCACGAUUUUGCUGAUAAGAUCAUACGGACAAAGUUAGACGAAAUGUCACGAGAAAAUAGUAAUAAUAAUUUAAAUUACCAAGAUAUAUUGUCACGUUUUAUUUCUUCCACAGAAGAAAUUAGUGUAUUAAAACAUGAAUUCAAUUUCUUAAGGGAUGUUGUGAUAAGUUUUAUCCUAGCUGGGAGAGAUACAACGUCAUCCGGGUUAAGUUGGUUUUUUUGGUUGUUAUCAAAUAAUCCGGAUGUUUUGAAAAAGAUUCGGUCCGAAGUGGGGGAGGUCCGGGCAAGAGUAGGUAAAAAGGUCGGAGAUACAUACGAUUUUGACGAUUUAAAAGAAAUGAAUUACUUACAUGCGGCGUUAUCUGAGACUUUACGAUUAUACCCUCCUGUAUCAAUGGAUGCAAGAUCAUGUUUGGAAGAUGAUGUUUUUCCUGAUGGCACAGAAGUUAAGAAAGAUUGGUUUGUCAUAUAUAAUACGUAUGCUAUGGGGAGAAUGGAGAGCAUAUGGGGUAAGGAUUGCUUCGUUUUUCAACCCGAAAGAUGGAUUGACGAGAACGGUUUAUAUAAGCCGGAAAAUCCGUUUCGGUACCCGGUUUUUCAUGCCGGUCCAAGGAUUUGCUUAGGGAAAGAGAUGGCGUACCUACAAAUGAAGUCAAUAGUAGCUUGUGUGGUGGAACAAUUUGAUGUGGACGUGGUAGGAAAAGAAAAAUGUCCCGAAUAUUUGUUGUCAGUGACGUUAAGGAUGAAAAAUGGACUUUUUGCGCGGGUAAAAGGAAGAAAUUAUGAUGGGAUGCGCUAAAACGAUGAUCGAAACUUUAAAAGUUUUCGAAAGGUGAAACCCUAGCCCAACCACAACGUUGAAGAUUUUCUACUUGUUUAUUUCCUAUUAAUUACUCCAAUACUUAUGUUGGUAAUUACGGUAGAAUGAUGUUAUAAACUUGGUAGUUGCAAAAACACGAUACGUAAAUUUUCUAAGGCUCUAAACUCAGUGUGAAUAUGUGAUUGUGAAAAGUAUAUACGUAGAGAAAUUGAAUAUAAAAGGUAAUCUAAUACGUACGAAGUAUAUUUGUUAUACAUAAAUGUAUUUUUUAAAAUAAUAAGUAUUAUUGAAUAUUAAUACGAGAUAUA
Spinacia oleracea (spinach) is the source of this 1988-nucleotide messenger RNA. RefSeq names its product cytochrome P450 CYP94D108-like. NCBI's taxonomy places the organism in Eukaryota, Viridiplantae, Streptophyta, Magnoliopsida, Caryophyllales, Amaranthaceae. The record is from RefSeq and is a predicted model, not a curated record. Gene Ontology annotation, molecular function: heme binding; monooxygenase activity; iron ion binding. Bases 112 to 1659 code for a protein of 515 amino acids. The transcript has a single exon.